This is a messenger RNA of Anas platyrhynchos (mallard), 1109 nucleotides long. RefSeq names its product insulin like growth factor binding protein 7 (gene IGFBP7). Lineage: Eukaryota; Metazoa; Chordata; Aves; Anseriformes; Anatidae. Gene Ontology annotation, molecular function: insulin-like growth factor binding. Gene Ontology annotation, cellular component: extracellular region. Gene Ontology annotation, biological process: regulation of signal transduction; regulation of cell growth. The record is from RefSeq and is a predicted model, not a curated record.
CCGGGUUCGGCUUAAGCCGGUGCCUGGGGAAGGCAGCGCCGAGCCGCGAUGCUGCUCUCGCUGCUGGUGACAGCGGCGCUGCUGGCGCCCGCCCUGCCUGCGGGGGCGGGGGCGGUGGCAGCGGGGGGCUGCGGGCCCUGCGAGCCGGCGCGGUGCCCGGCGCUGCCGCCGCGGGGCUGCCCGCUGGGCCGGGUGCGGGACGCCUGCGGCUGCUGCUGGCAGUGCGGGCGCGGCGAGGGCGAGGCGUGCGGCGGCUUUGGCGGGGGGCGCUGCGCCUCGGGGCUGGAGUGCGUCAAGAGCCGCAAGCGCCGCAAGGCGAAGAGUGGCUCCGAGCCGGCUGCCGGCCCCGCAGCCCCUGCCCCGGUGGGUGUGUGCCUGUGCAAGAGCCGCUACCCGGUGUGCGGCAGCGAUGGGAGGACCUACGGCAGCGGCUGCCAGCUCCGAGCCGCCAGCCUGCGAGCGCAGAGCCGCGGGGAGCCGGCCAUCGCCCAGCGCAGCAAGGGAGCCUGCGAGCAAGGACCCUCCAUCGUGACCCCUCCUAAGGACAUAUGGAACGUGACAGGGGCACAGAUCUACCUGAGCUGCGAAGUCAUGGGCAUUCCGACUCCUGUCCUCAUCUGGAACAAGAUCAUUCGGGGACAACAUGGUGUCCAGAGAAUGGAGCUGCUGCCUGGUGACCGGGAAAACCUGGCAAUUCAGACCCGAGGUGGCCCUGAGAAACACGAAGUGACUGGCUGGGUACUGAUAUCUCCUCUGAACAAAGAAGAUGAAGGAGAGUAUGAGUGUCAUGCAUCAAACGCCAAAGGAGAGGCAACAGCUUCUGCAAAAAUCCAUGUUGUGGAAACUCUGAAUGACAUAGCCCUGAACAAAGAUGAUGGUGCAGAGCUGUGAUGUGAGGACUUCCACUUAUGCACAGUUUUAAGUCAGUAUUUUGGAAGCCGCAACUUCUGGCUUUUUCUAGCUCACUAAUCAUUCUCUUACUUCCUUUAUUCUUUGAUUACCAAUUUGCUUGCACACUACUUUUGCAGAUAUACAAAUAAAGAGAUUCACGAGUUUGAUUACAAAGUUUAAUUCUAUUUACAGGAAAUAAACAUAUUUUUUGAACAGCA